Lolium perenne is the source of this 1001-nucleotide messenger RNA. RefSeq lists its product as uncharacterized. NCBI's taxonomy places the organism in Eukaryota, Viridiplantae, Streptophyta, Magnoliopsida, Poales, Poaceae. The record is from RefSeq and is a predicted model, not a curated record.
AUCCAAACAGUCGGAGGUCCGCUAGUCCAAAACGGAGUACCUCCACGCCGGUAGGGCACGCCGCCACGCCGUUCGCCACCGCUGAGCCGGCGGCCCGCUCAUCGCCGCCUCCACCCCGUUCCUCCCAGUGCCUCCUUUCUACGCCCAGCUCGCCGCCCAGUGCCUCCCCUCCCCUCUACGCCUGCGCCAUCCGCCCAUCCCGGCUGUUUUGCCGUCGCCCAGCUUGCGGAGAAAGAUGCGUGUGGUGGUGGUGGAGGACAAGAACCCGGCAGGGGAGGAGGACAAGAAUCCAGCGGGACAGAUUGCCUCCUCGGCAAGCACAUUGGAUGCGCAAGAGCUGGAACAGUUGGGUGGUGUCGAGAAGACCCAAGAGCCAGUUGACGCGGAGGAGCCAGCAAAGGCUGAGAAGACCCAUUUGUCCGUUGAUGGAGAGGAGCCUUUGUGGAACGAGCCGCCGGAGCAGCGCUGCAACAUGAUUCGAACCGCCGAGGCGUGCCAAUACUGGGCCACCUACGCGCCACCGCCAAGAGGCCCCACAAGCCUCCAAGAAAUCCACCGACGGCGGGUGGACCUGCCGCCGGAGCUGCGAGCGGAUCCCCUCUACGGCGUGAACUCGCCGGAGUGGGACCGGAUCUUGGAAACCGAGCAUGAGAUCCGUCACCACUCCUUCUUCGCCGCCUCGCCGCCUGCAUCAUGGUUCGACUCCGACGACGAGCUCCUCUUCGAUGACGACGACCUGGACAUGGCGAAGACGGACGCUGACCUCUACGUGCGACAGCCGGGUGAAGUUGGGUAUGUUCCGCCGCCAGUGGAUGUGCCGAUGGAGGAUGUCGCAACAAGCUAGAUCAUUGAAGAGGAUGAAAUCUGUGUUAGAUCUUCUACAUGUUACGCCAUGGAUGAAUGAUGAUUAGUGCGAGUUGUUUAGGUUUCCUAAGCUAGAUUGGUUGUUGUGAACAAUGGCACCCAGUCCACUGCAGCACUUGCCGCAACCUUCUCCAAUA